Molecule: messenger RNA, 869 nt
Organism: Stegastes partitus (bicolor damselfish)
Lineage: Eukaryota; Metazoa; Chordata; Actinopteri; Pomacentridae
Product: noggin-2-like
Exons: 1
Biological process (GO): negative regulation of BMP signaling pathway; dorsal/ventral pattern formation; osteoblast differentiation
Source: RefSeq, a predicted model, not a curated record
UUUGUCCUCCUGCAUGGAUCUGCUGCCUUUACUUCUAAUAUUUCAACCCAAAAUCUGCUUCCAAAUGCAACUGCUGGUCAGGAUCAGGAGGAUGCAGACUGGGAUUCAUCAUUUCUUCAGCUGAGAGCGAGUCUACCAUCCUACUCGCAGCCGAUCCGACCAUACUCCCUCCUGCCACAAGCUGAAGACUACUUCUACAUGCCCAAACCCAGACAUCGCCGGCCUUCUCGCCUCCUGCGUCUUCUUGGACCCUCUUUUGACCCGUUCUGGAUGUCCAUAGAUCAGCCUUCUGAGGCCUUGGAGGGAAGUCAACCUUUGCAGCAUGGACUACCCAACUACACCAUCUUCAAGGAGAAGUUUAACCUCAGUUCUUCAGAGCUGAGAGACGCUGCAGCGAGCCAUCGACAGAAGCUGGAGAAGGAAGCUGCAGAGCUGGACUUGAGUUCUCUGCCUUCAGAUGUUUCCAAUUCAGUCAGAAGCUGGUUGGUGCGUUCAGCGACAUGUGAUCUGCACUACCGAUGGGUAGAUCUGGGCCCAACUUUCUGGCCACGUUGGCUGCGGCAGACUGACUGUGAGCAAGCAGAUGGAGAGAAAAGUUGCUCCUUUCCCGGCGGGAUGAAAUGUGUUCGAGCUCAGACAACUCACAUAAAGAUCCUAGCUUGGCACUGCAUAGAAAUCAGAGACGGAUCCAGAGGGAUUAAAGAGGAAAGGUCUGAUGGCAGCAAGGAGAUGGAGACAGGUGAAGCACUGAAAAGGUGUUUAUGGAGACAAAUACCUUAUCCUGUGGUCACUGUAUGUGUGUGUUCAUGUUAAUGAGUGUUUUCCUCAUGUUUCAGUCCUCAUCUGCUGCUUGGUUUAUGUGUGCAUGC